Messenger RNA from Capsicum annuum, 2725 nucleotides. RefSeq lists its product as uncharacterized. The transcript is spliced from 9 exons. NCBI's taxonomy places the organism in Eukaryota, Viridiplantae, Streptophyta, Magnoliopsida, Solanales, Solanaceae. Gene Ontology annotation, molecular function: ubiquitin binding. The coding region runs from base 576 to 2465 and encodes 629 amino acids. The record is from RefSeq and is a predicted model, not a curated record.
UGAUCCUUAUAUGGGCUCCUUAGCGGCGUAGGUCACCUCUCGUACAAAUAUACAAGUCCCUCUUUGGCCUUCUUACACUCCCACCAAUCUCUCGCUACGUUCAAUCUCCACCGCCUCUCCUCUCCUCUCCUCUCCUCCUCCGCCCUGCAUUCCAAAUCCUUUUACCUUUUUCAUAAGGUGAGAGAAUUUACAUGUUCCGUUUUUCAACUUCCGAUGAAUAAUUUGAUAGGUUUUUUUUUCCUUUUUUGUUGUACGUGUAAACAGAAAUCUCAGAAUUAUGACCUUUUUAUUGCUUGGUUAUCAAUUCGUUUUCCGGAUAUUGAGAAAUUGAUGAAUCGGAAUUGUUAAUUCUCAUGUUUUUUCUAUUCCGGACUCGACUCCACUCUGUUUCGGAUACAAAAUUUUCAAUUGAACAGAGUCUUAGGGUUUUAUUCUUAUCUUAUAUAAAUUGUUAGAGAAUUCUAUAAUAUUUGAACGAAAAUAGCGGUGAUACAGAAGACUGGAUUGGAUGAAGAUGAUCCAUAUGGAAUUCGACUAGGUUAUGAUUAAGAAUUACAUCCAUUGCUGUUGGAGAUAUGGGAUUUAAGAAAGUUUAUAAGGCAUUGCAGGAGAUUUUUCCCGAGGUUGAUUCUCGAAUUCUUAGAGCUGUUGCUAUUGAGCAUUGUAAGGAUGCUGACACAGCCGUUGAGGUGGUUCUUAGUGAAGUUAUCCCCUGCUUGACUAAGCUUCCCUCAACUUUUUUUGAGCAUAGUGGGGUAACUGUCAAAUCAUCUGAAGCUGCAGUAGAUGCUAAUGGAGCUCAGAUUGAUGCUGUUCUUCUUCACAAUACAAAAGAUUCAGAUGAACUGCAAAAUGGCUUAUCAUUCUAUGAUGCUGGUUGUGGACAUCAUCAAACAAUUGAAGAUACUGAUGGUGCAUCCCUUCAGCAUUAUCAUGAUGCUGUUGGUGGAGAUCAUUUGCCGUUUGAAAUCAAUGGAGGUGGGACACCGGUUACCAUGGAGAAGUUGAAUAAAAGCAAUGACAAUGUUGGUGCACACGGAUCCUGCCAAGUCACAUCUGUCAUGUCAAAUGCUGAAGGCAGGGCUAGAGAUGAUGUUUAUGAGAAGUGUGCACACUUGCUUAUUGAAAAUGAGAAAUGUGGACACACUGCUAGUCCCGAAGCAACUUCUUUCAAAGUAAACAAACACAAUGGAGCUGAAGAUGCAGGCAAUCAGCUUUGUCUGCCCGCGGAAGGUGUUGCUCCACAUAAUACCCUUGAAGGGACUGAUAACUCACCUUGUGAUGGUCCUAAUGCACUUCUGCACAAAAGUAUACAUGAAGAGGUUUCUUCAAUGGACAAUCAGGACAUGGAACAUCCUGAGAGUCAGGUUGUGCCCUUGAACGUUCAAACUUCAACAUUAUUUGGUUCUGAAAGUAGUACAGAAUUUGUGGUUGCACCAGAUGCGGAUAAUUCUGAUCUAGAAAAAACAGAGCUCAAUGAUUCUGUAGAUGCUACAUGUAACAGAGAUUUGGCAGGUAAAAUUAUUGGAAAUGAAGAGGAGUCUAUGCCAAAUUCAGUGGUUACUGCAUCUGGUCAAAUUUGUAGCAUUGACCUUCUUGAAGAUAUGAUGACGGAAGCCAAAAGUAACAAGAAAACACUGUUUUCGGCUGUGGAGUCUGUUAUCUGCUUGAUGAGAGAAGUUGAACUCCAAGAGGAAGCUGCAGAACAGGCAAAGCUGGAAGCUGCUAAUGGGGGACUGGAUAUUCUUAGGAGGGUAGAGGAUCUGAAAGAAAUGUUAUGGCACGCGAAGGAAGCAAAUGAUAUGCAUACUGGUGAAGUAUAUGGUGAGAAGGCCAUCUUAGCUACUGAAGUAAAAGAGCUUCAAUCUCGUCUGCUCAGCUUGGCAGAUGAAAGGGACAAAUCUCUCGCAGUUCUGGAUGAGAUGCGUCAGACACUUGAGGUUCGAAUGGCUGCUACUGAAAAAGAAAUGAAAGCUGCUGAGCAAGAAAGACUAGACAAGGAAGAGGUUGCACGUAAAGCGCUCGCUGAACAGGAAACCAUUAUGGAAAAAGUUGUGCAAGAGGCCAAUAUUCUGAAGCAAGAGGCAGAAGAAAAUGCCAAGUUGAGGGAUUUCCUGGUGGAUCGUGGACGUGUUGUUGAUACUUUGCAAGGCGAAAUAUCUGUCAUAUGCCAAGAUGUGAGGUUGUUGAAAGAGAAAUUUGAUGAUCGUGUUCCUCUUAGCAAAUCUCUAUGUUCCAGUCAGACCAGCUGUAUCUUGGCGUCAUCAAGUUCAUCUUUGAAGAGUAUGGUACCAGAUCAGGUGCCCGAUUCUGCGGAUUUGUUGCAUGUUCCAGAAAAGGCGGAUACUGUAUCUUGUAAUGAGGAGGAGCACAAGGCAUCUGAAGAUGUGAAGUCGGUGAUCUAUAACACCGAUCUUCUGGAUGAUGGAUGGGAGAUCUUUGACAACCGCGAGCUAUGCGUGUGAAUCUAGUUGGUAUAUGUCGUGACUAGUAUAGAAGAACCAUUGACUGCUUGUUUUAGUUCCAAGAUAUCUCUCAUCUAUUAAAUAAGUUUCUUGGUAGAAACAAACAAAUUUAGAAUUCCAGUUUGUUAUGCUCAUUUUGCCAUGUUGGAGCUAUUUCAAAGAAGUAUCCUAUCCUGAUUUAGAAGUAUGUGUACAUAGCACGUAUAUAAGAAGCAAUUUUUUUUAUAUAUGAAGAGGAGUACAAUCAUGUAAUCGGUCAA